Messenger RNA from Paramuricea clavata, 318 nucleotides. Lineage: Eukaryota; Metazoa; Cnidaria; Anthozoa; Malacalcyonacea; Plexauridae. The record is from the annotation of a GenBank genome assembly.
AUGAAGUACCUACUUUCCCUGCUGUUGAGCCGGCGAGCAAAUCGCGCUGAAUGCAUUCCUUAUUCUGAAAAUGGCAAGGGAACGAGGGAUGGCAAGAGUGCUGAAUUUGUCCAACCAGCUGGUAUACUUGUGGUAGACUGUUCUACGGGAUGCUUGAGGAUGAUAAGUGAAGUUCCUCCUCUAGUCAGACUUUUGAGCAGCCACCUGAAAAAGCAGAUACCAACGCCCUUCACAAUCGACGCAGCAAUCACCAGAAUCGAAGAGGUAUAUGACUUUGAUUGUCAGUGCAUACACAGAACAAGUCAAAGCCUUCCUUAG